GCUUGAAUGGAGACUUUUGUUGUCUCUAUAUUGUUCGCAGUUGAGCCAUACUUUGGCUCAAAUAUUAAUGAUGCUUACGUAUUUGACGUAAUCAAUUAAAUCAUCAGAAAACUCGUUUUUUGCCAUAAGUGAACCAUCUUUAUUAACAUAGCCACUCAUUUGGGAAGAUCCGGUAACAAUACAAACACAGAACCAGUCAUACGAAAUAAGACUUUAAACUUUACUGCAUAAGGCAUAAAUUUCUAUGCUGAUGAGGAAUAGUUUACAAAGAAUGAUGUCUAGCUUGUGGUCAGUUUGUCAUUAGCUGUAGAUGCGUAUGGUCAUCAUUUAUAGUACCAUAGUUAACUGGCAAUACGUAAACCUUAUUUGUAACAGCAUAAGGUUCAUUUAUGAUCAAUUUCGAGUGUUAAAUUGCUGUAUCCUAUAAAACAUUAAUAUUAUUCUUAUAAAUAUGACCUACUAGUGACAUUCUCGGGGAAUAAAACAUAAUAUUUGAUUGUAAUAGAAAUUUAAAUAAACAUACAAUGUUUUUAUUGUAUUUGUGUGUUUGCGUGAGUGUGGUGGUGUGUUAUGAAGUACCUCCGGCUAAAUUGGAAGCGAUUUAUCCUAAAGGAUUGAGGGUGUCUGUCCCUGAUGAUGGCUUCUCCCUCUUCGCCUUCCACGGCAAUCUUAACCAAGAAAUGAAUGGCCUCGAAGGAGGACAAUGGUCCAGAGACAUCACCAAAGCCGUCAACGGAAGAUGGACGUUCAGGGACCGAGAGGCGCAGCUGAAGAUCGGGGAUAAAAUAUAUUUCUGGACGUAUGUGAUCAAGAAUGGACUGGGCUAUAGGCAGGAUAAUGGGGAGUGGACUGUCACAGAAUACGUAGACGAAGCGGGUAACCCCGUCAACAACGAGCCAGAAUACAUACCAUCCGGCUUCCCCUGCGCCAUAUCUACCACGGAAGUCUCGAUGCCUGGCUAUGUGUGCAAGGGGCAGCUGCUGUUUGAAGAUAACUUUAACUCUGGGAUCGCGAAGGGAAAUAUUUGGACGCCGGAAAUUAAGUUCCCUCAAGAGCCCGAUUUUCCGUUCAACGUGUACUUGAGCGACCGCAACCUCCGCGUUCAAGAUGGACGGCUGAUCAUCAAACCUAUCCUUCUUGAGUCCAAAUAUGGAGACGACUUUGUGAGGCAGUCAUUGGACUUGUCGACUAGAUGUACCGGCUUACUUGGAACGUCGCUAUGUGAGCAAAUGGCCUCUGGACCUCAAAUCCUGCCGCCCAUCAUCACAGCCAAGAUCACGACUAAGAAUAAGUUCAGCUUCAAGUACGGCAGGGUUGAAGUCAGCGCCAAAAUGCCACUGGGGGACUGGUUGUAUCCAGAGAUCCAGUUGGAGCCCCGGGACAGUGAAUACGGCAUAUGGAAGUAUGCUUCGGGUGUUCUUCGCAUCGCGUGUCUAAAGGGCAACAAACAGUAUUCUAAGCAGCUGUAUGGAGGACCUAUCAUGUGCGAUACGGAACCUUACAGAUCAAUGCAUUUGAAAGAAAAAAUUGGGUUUGACAAUUGGAAUUCAGCUUUUCAUAACUACACAAUAUUAUGGAAACCAACCGGCAUAUCUCUCUACGUGGACGGAGAGGAGUACGGAACAGUCGAGCCCAACUUCUAUCAGAGCGCUAAGGACAACCAUGUCACCGCCGCGUCCAGUUGGCUGAAAGGUUCUGUCAUGGCGCCUUUCGAUAAGCUGUUCUACAUAUCCCUCGGUCUGAACGUGGGUGGAAUACGAGAGUUCCCAGACAGCGACAACAAACCCUGGAAGAAUCUUUCCAACAAGGCCAUGUUGAAUUUCUGGAACAGCCGAGACCAGUGGUACUCCACGUGGUACGAUGACACCAGCGCACUGCAAGUGGACUACGUGCGGGUUUAUGCUUUAUAGAAGAAAGAAAAAUAAAUAGUAGAUUAUACAAGUAAAAGAAAUAGUAGAUUAUACAACUGAAAUAAAUAGUAGAUUAUACAACUAGUAUAAAUAGUAGAUUAUACAACUAAAAUGUGUGUAGUUGGCCAGACGCGUUGCAUGUAUACAUAUACGUGUAAGAGGGCUUCGGUCUCUCUUUACGUUGUUGGCGUUUGGUAUCUAAGGCAUUGAGGCGAUUUUCCUCAAACCAUUUGAUCUGAUUUAAGAUUAUACAACUGGGGCAUAAAGCAACUUUUAUUAUUUUGCAGGUCGAGGAUAUAUAUAUGUCCAAGUUGUAUUCUCUACUUUUUACUUUGAUUGUGAGAACAAAAAAAAAACAAUAUUUUAGGUUAUAUUGCCGUAUUUGUUUAAGUCUAAAGAAAAUCGUACUCAGGCCGGUCGGGGGCGCGAGGCACGCCGGUCGGGAGCACGGCAGUCGGGGGCGUGCGG
Molecule: messenger RNA, 2378 nt
Organism: Cydia pomonella (codling moth)
Lineage: Eukaryota; Metazoa; Arthropoda; Insecta; Lepidoptera; Tortricidae
Product: beta-1,3-glucan-binding protein 1-like
Exons: 10
Coding region: 525-1910 (461 amino acids)
Biological process (GO): carbohydrate metabolic process
Molecular function (GO): carbohydrate binding; hydrolase activity, hydrolyzing O-glycosyl compounds
Source: RefSeq, a predicted model, not a curated record